Molecule: messenger RNA, 254 nt
Organism: Didymodactylos carnosus
Lineage: Eukaryota; Metazoa; Rotifera; Eurotatoria; Philodinida; Philodinidae
Source: the annotation of a GenBank genome assembly
AUGGGUAUCCAGUCUGAUGGCAGCUUAUUUACCUGGGGAUCUAACGCAGCCGGGCAAUUAGGAAAUGGCAGCAAUACCGAUGUGAAGACGCCUACGCAACUUGGUAAAGAUGCCUGGUCGGAUAUCGGAGCGGGAGCAGAUAUGCAGAUGGCAAUAAAAUCAGAUGGCACAUUAUGGGGCUGGGGAUUGAAUAAUGGCCAGUUAGGAAAUGGAACUGACACUCCGCUAACCGUGCCUACGCGUGCAGGAAAUCC